GAAAGAGGGACAGCAUGGCGGGGGGGCCGACAGCAGUGUCACAGAGGCAGGGGGACAGCCGUGGAGAGGGGACACGGCCCGCAGGGAGACGUUCCGGGAAGGGGAACAUCCCAGGAAAGGGACAGCCUGGGGACACUGGAGGACACCACGAGGGGACAGGAUGCUCGGCAGAGCCCAGGGAUAUCCCCGCCCGGGCACUCUGGGGACACCGUCGGGGAGCAGCGCCGGGAGUUGCCGGGUGACUGUUGCCACCCUGAGGGCCCCGGGGACACCCCGAAGGACACGGCGCCGCCGCCACCGCCGGGACCGGAGGGGAGAGCCCCGCUGCUGGAGCCCCGAGAGCACCGGGACCGGCACCGACAGACACCGGCACCGACACCCGAACCGCCGCCCCUCUGUCACCAGGAUGCUCUCGACGUCCCAGCCGAGCCCGGAGCGGGUGCCCAGCCCGGAGGAGCAGGAGUGGGCAGGGCCCGAGGCGCUGUGCCCGGGCUGGCUGGAGGAUGAGGCCCCCGAUGGCGAAGUGCCCGGGCACAGCGGGGACCCCGACAGUGCCACCCACGCCUACGAGCAGCUCCAGAGCGCCCUGUGCCAGGAGGGGCUGCCCCCCACGCUGGACUGCUCCGCGGAGCCCCGCACGGGAUUUGGCCUGCUGGACAUGACUGUUUGCAUCCUGGGCUCCCCCAUCCCCUUCCUGCCUGUCCUGCUGGAGGGUGGCACCCGCUGCCCAGGUGCCAUGGUGCUGUGCCUGUCCCCCGCCUGGGCCAGCCGGGUGCCAUCGGAGACGUCCCCAGGCGCCUGGUCCCUGCUGCUCUCCCAGGGCGUCUCCUUCAAGGCGGGGGGGCACAGCGCCCUGGAGACCUUCGUGCCCCCCCGCCGCGCCAACUACGUGACCGGCACCUUCGCGCCGGGGGACCCCGAGGGCGGCUGGGUGGGCGAGCUGGCCCGGGACCUCGACUGCCCCACGGGGGGCUCGGCCCCGCUCGCCCACCGCCUCGAGGACACGCUGGUGGCCCGCUGGGUGCUGGCGGCCAGGGGGGACCUGCCCGUGCCCCCCACGCUGGCCUUCGUCCUGUCGGCCAGGGGGGACCUGCCCGCCGAGCCCGCGGCCCCCGGGGUGAGGCUGGUGCGGCUGGAGGACCCGCAGGGCCAGCAGAGCCUGGUGCAGGAGGAGGUGGGCGCCUUCCUGGGGGGCACCGCCAUGGAGCCCUACAGCCAGGUGGUGGUGCGGCCGGCGGGGUGGCGGUGGCGGGGGACAGGCACCCGCAGCACCCACAGGAAGGAGGAGGGGGCGGCGGUGGUGCAGGCGGUGAGUGCCCGGCUCCGGGGGCUGACGGAGGAGGACAGCGUCCUGCUGGAGGCCACGGUGCCCACCGCCCGCCUGCCUGUGCCCCCCCCACGCAGCCCAGCCCCGCGGCUGCCCAUGGCCCUGCGCAUCUGCACCCUCGUCUGCAGGUCCUGGGGGGACCGGCCCCAGCUCUGCCAGGUGGCCUGCGCCGUGGGACGCGCGGAGAGCCCGGUGCGCCACGGCGCGGCGCUGCCCCAGGGCCUGGACUCCAGCCUGCAGCAGUGGGGGGUGGCGGCCCCCGGGCAGCGGCAGGCGCUGGCCAGGCGGCUGCGGGAGGCGGCCGAGGCCGCCAUGGGCGCCCUCCUGGCCACCGAGGCCGAGCUGAGCUCGCAGCAGCGCGGCGGCACCCGCGCCCGCACCGACAUCCUGGGCGUGGAUUUCCUGCUGGCGUGCGUGGAUGAGGCGCUGGAGCUGGUGGCCCUGGGCACCAACAGCCAGCGGUGCCUGGAGACCUGCGCGCUGGCCGAGGCCAUGGGGCGCGGCGUGGGCGAGCCCCGCGGGGAGCUGCCGCGGCUGCUGGCCGAGGCCGUGCUGCACCGGGCUCAGUGUCACCUGGUCGAGGGCAAGGACAUCCUGCUCAUCGGGGCCGGCGGCGUCAGCAAGAGCUUCGUGUGGGAAGCGGCCCGCGACUACGGGCUGAGGAUCCACCUGGUGGAGUCGGACCCGGAGCACUUCGCGGCGGGGCUGGUGCAGACCUUCCUGCCCUACGACAGCCGGGAGCACCGGCGGGACGAGGAGCACGCGGAGCGGGUGCUGGAGCUGCUGCGCUCCCGGGGGCUGCGGCCGCACGCCUGCCUCUCCUACUGGGACGACUGCGUGGUGCUGGCGGCCCUGGUGUGCCAGGGGCUGGGGCUGCGCGGCGCCCCGCCCGCCGCCGUGCGGGUGGCCAAGCAGAAGAGCCGCACGCACCGGCACCUGCAGCGCUGCCGCCGCGGCCGCCCGCCGCCCGCCGCCUUCGCCGUGCCCUGCCGCCGCCUGCAGAGCCACGGCGACGUGGAGCGGGCGGCCGGAGCCGUGCCCUUCCCCGCCGUGGCCAAGCUGGAGUUCGGCGCGGGCGGCGUGGGCGUGCGGCUGGUGGAGAACGCCGGGCAGUGCCACGCUCACGCCGCCCGCCUCUGGAGGGACCUGCGCGACGACGCCGACCACCCGGGCAUCGGGCUGGGCUGGGGCAACGCCAUGCUGCUCAUGGAGUACGUGCCGGGCACCGAGCACGACGUGGACCUGGUGGUGUUCGAGGGGCGGCUGCUGGGCGCCUGGGUGUCGGACAACGGCCCCACGCGUGUCCCCGCCUUCCUGGAGACGGCGGCGUGCCUGCCCUCCUGCCUGCCCGCCGACCGGCAGGCGCAGCUGGUGCGGGCGGCGCUGGAAUGCUGCCGGGCGUGCGGGCUGCGCGACGGCGUCUUCAACGUGGAGCUGAAGCUGGGGCCGGCGGGGCCGCGCCUGCUGGAGAUCAACCCGCGCAUGGGGGGCUUCUACCUGCGCGACUGGAUCCGCGAGGUGUACGGCCCCGACCUGCUGCUGGCCGCCGUGCUGGUGGCGCUGGGCGUGCCGCCGGUGCUGCCCGCUCGCCCCGCGGCCCGCACGCACCUGGCCGGGGUGAUGUGCCUGGCGUCGGAGCACGGCGAGAGCCUGGCGGGCGGCGGGGGCAUGGAGGCGCUGCGGGAGCUGCACGGCCGCGGGCUCGUCCGCCUCAACCGGCUCUUCGAGGAGCCCGAGGGUGCCGGCGAGUACGAGGAGCCGCUGCUGAGCGUGGCGUGCGCCGGGGCCACGCUGGCCGAGGCCUGCGAGCGCCUGCUGGGGCUCUGCCAGGGGCUGGGCAUCGACUCCCCGCGAUAUCCCGUGGAGCAUUUCUUGUCGCACUUCAAAUAGCGCCGGGCAGGCAGCGGGGAGAGCGGGGGAAUGGGUGACCCGGCACGGCCCGGCACCGCCUCCCGCCGCCCCGCCGCCCCUCCCCGGCAUCCCCCCGGCUCCCUCCGUCCCGUUGUGCCCCCUCCCUUGGCUUGGCACCCCGGAUCCCAGUCACCUGCCCUGCCACUCCAUUGCCUGGCAUUCCCCUUUAUCCUGGCAUCCCGUCCCUUGGCAUCACCUCACUCCCCUGGCAGCCCACCCCCUGGCAUCCUGACAUCCCAUCCACUGGGAUCCUCCUGUUAACCUGGCACUCCACCCCCUGGCAUCCCAAAACCCCAUCUCCUGGCACCCCCCACUACUCUGACACCCCAGUUCCUGGCAUCCCCCCUAUCCUGGCACCGUAUUCCCUGGCAUCCCCUUCCAUCCUGGCACUUGAUCCUUCAACCACACUGACACCCCCACCCUAAGAUUCCCCCUCUCCCAGUCCAGGCACCCCAAUCAUUCCCUGGCAUCCCGUCAUUACCGUGGCACCCCAUCCCCCUC
This is a messenger RNA of Prinia subflava (tawny-flanked prinia), 3739 nucleotides long. RefSeq names its product carnosine synthase 1 (gene CARNS1). Gene Ontology annotation, molecular function: ATP binding; homocarnosine synthase activity; carnosine synthase activity. Bases 161 to 3217 code for a protein of 1018 amino acids. The record is from RefSeq and is a predicted model, not a curated record. Gene Ontology annotation, biological process: carnosine biosynthetic process. Lineage: Eukaryota; Metazoa; Chordata; Aves; Passeriformes; Cisticolidae. The transcript has 12 exons.